AACCAGAUUUACGGGUUCCGGACUUCAGUGCGAGAGACGGCUACCGCCGAUUCACCUGCACUCCGAGAGGAGGGACAGACAUCCAGCAGCCGGCCAGCAUCCGAGCUGGACGCUGUGGCGGAGCUAAAGCAGACUGAGACGGGACAGGAGAAGGUUGUAAUACCUUUCUCUGGAGAACAAACUGAGAUGAAGCUCCAAUAACACCUCACGAGCUUUUCCACUGUUACGACCUGUCUCUUAAAUCACCUCGGAGACAGGACACCCCGACUCCAGCGGAGGCACCGCGUUAACCAACCCUCUGCUCUCAACUCUCCAACUCACAUCUGGAGGAAUUUCGAUAGUUCCACGCAACAACCGUCCACAAUGUACCGCUCAACCAAAGGAGCAUCCAAGGCUCGACGGGACCAGAUCAACGCCGAGAUCCGGAACCUGAAGGACUUGUUGCCCAUAUCCGAUGCAGAUAAAGCGCGGCUCUCAUACCUGCACAUCAUGUCGCUUGCCUGCAUGGACAUCAGGAAAUCCGUCUUCUUCACUCAAGAUGCGGGAACUAGUCUUGAUGAGAGCGCAAGCGUUCUGUCUUUCCAAGAACUGUCGGAGAUGAUGCAGACGCUGCCGGGGUUUCUGAUGCUGCUGACUGGGGAAGGGAAGCUGCUGUACCUGUCAGACAGCGUCUCCGACCACCUCGGACACUCCAUGGUGGAUCUUGUGGCACAGGGAGACAGCGUGUAUGAUAUCAUCGACGCCUCAGACCACUUUAUUAUGAGGAACAACCUGUCAACCUCCACGUCACUUGAGAUGGACCGUCUCUUCCGCUGUCAUUUCAACACCUCCAAAUCCGUGCGGAGGCAGAGUGCUGGGAACAAGCUGGUUCUGAUCCGAGCUCGCUGCCUCUCUCCCCUCGCCGCCUCCCCUGGGUCCUACUGGACAUCCAACCCAGUCUGGGUGUGUUUCUGCUCCCCUCUGGAGCCCCACCCGUCUCGCUCCGGCCCCGGGGAAGAGAGGGAGUUAACCUCCACCCCUCCCCUAGCUGAGACCAACUUGUUUCUGGCAUCCUUCCACUCCCAGCAUGGCCGGGACAUGAGGCUGCAGACUGCACAGGACAGUGUGAGCGCCUAUCUCGGCUUUGAUGUGACAGCUUUACGCUCUUGCUCCUGGUACAGCCUCCUCCACCCACAGGAUCUGUCACAUGCCUCCGCUCAGCACCGCAGCCUAUUGAAAGAAGGAGGAGAGGGCAGAGCUGAAAUGGUGGUGCGUGUGCAAACUCAAGACCAGUCAUGGAUUUGGCUCUACAUGGUGCUUCAGCUGCAACCUGGAGAAAUCCCCAUCAGCAGCAACAACUACAUUAUCAGUGAGUCUGAGGCCUGGUCAGUACGUCGGCAACUCAGCUCUGAGCAGACCCAGCUGACCCUGGUUCUGAGUGGUGGUGCCUCUCAGCAGGAGGGUCUGAGCCUCCAGUCUCCAGACACCCUGUCCAGUCCAGAUCAGGUCUUCACCCCAGGCAGCAGCGGCCUGUCAGCCCAGUCCUUUGACUUCAGCACUGUUGGCUCCUCUGAUGAACCUGGGAGCUCUGCUGCUGAGGCCAUGCAGCUGGAGGGUGACCCUCGUUCCAGUAUCUCCUCUCUGGAGGAAGACAGCUUCUUUCAGCAGCAUCCUGCUGAACGCCCCUCAGCUGCCUCCUCCCCCACUCCAGUCACUGUUGAAACAGUGGCAGACUUAGACUUUUUAACCCAGAACAUUCUCCUACCGCCAUCCUUCCAGCUCAACCGUCCACUGCCAUCUCUCCCCCUGCCUCUCCUGCCUCUCCCCCCUAUCCCCACCUCGCAAGAUCAGCAGACCAAAGAGUUUGUGUGCACGCCACCCUACACUCCCCAUGUUGUUGGGGCUAGCUUCCCAUUCGGCGAGCCCCUCUUUAGCUUCGACCCCUCUGGCACUACCACUCCACCUCCCUCUGCUACAACAGCCACCUCCACCACCUCAAUGGCCCCUUCAGCUUCCUCCUCAGCCCCACCAACUACCGGCUCCAGCCCCUCUCCCCCGAACACCAAGCUCGCCCUCAAGCUAGCUACUCCAUCCACUGACUUCCUCUUUUCUGGCGAGCACGGCAGUGGUGCCCUUUAUGAGAAACUGCCCCCCACACCCGACAGCCCCGGAGACGGCGACUGCACAGUGAUGACCCUGCCCGAGGUUCGGGGUCCGCUGUAUGUAGAUGUACCACUGGGGCCCCUCCAGUGUCCGCCUGAAGGCCUCCUCACACCUGAGGCAUCACCCGGUAAACAGCCCUGCCUCUCCUUCUUCUCCCUGGAGAGAGAGAGGGAGAAGGAAAGAGCAGAAAUCUCCCUCUUAGCUCAGCACAUCAGCUCACUUGCAGAGGGAUUUUACCUGGAUCCACUAUUGUCCAAACUCUCUCCUCCCUCUAUGUCACCCUCCUCCUCCCCCUUCCUGUCUCCCACCAUAGAAACUGCUGAUGUUGAUUCAGUCCACAUGCUUAGGGAGUUUUAUCCCAUUAAAACAUGGAGAGGUCUGGACAUUCCCAUGUUCCUCGAUGAUGAUGACUCUCUGUUUGAAGAGAACAUCCUAGAAAACCUUCUCCAAGACAACUUCCUUCCUCCUCAGUCCCCCAGCCUCCCCCCUCCCUCCCCUUCCACCUCCCCUAUGCCCAAUCCCUGCAGCCCAAUUUCUUCUCAAACCCCAGUGUGCUGGCACCAACCCUCCCAGUCUGAGGGAGUGGGCCACUUCUGUAGCGUCCAAUCGGCGCAAUGUAACUGCAUGGCUGGGUGCGGGGCGACUGCGGCUGCUGAGGCCGGGGCAUUGGGGGAAGGGGAGGGGCCAGCAGAGGAAGCAAUGGAGAUCGAGGUGGUGUCAUCAUCUCCUGUGUCCUCUUGCUCCUCCAUCCCAGCUUCCCCUCCCCUCAUCCUCACUGCCUCCCCCAGCCCCGCCACCUCCACGCCCAUCGGCUCGCCCAUGCCUGCUGUAUCUUGCAAUCAGUCCCUCCUGGAGGAACUGGCUGUCCUCGAACCCAUGUUUGGGGCAGGUGCCUCGAUCGCCCCUGGCUUAGGGCAACAACCUGAGUUGUAUCAACUCCAAUGUCAUCCAUCAUCACAGUGCUUCCAUAAAGAUGGGAGUGGAAGUGUUCCUCCGUUCUAAAAUAAGUCUGUGACUUACUUCAUUAAGUAUGGCAUAUUGUCAUAUUUUGUGGAGCCCCUUUUACUGAAAAGUAAAAAAUUAUUAAGUGUAUAAAUAUACAUAAUGUAUAUACAACUUAAGGACUUUAACUCCUACAUGUCUCCUGAGAACAAAGAUUGGUUUUAUAUUUUUGUUCAGUCAUUAAUCUGUAUACUAUUACAAAACUGGUGCAACAUUUACAUGAUGAUUCAAGCGCAUGGACUCAUAACUGACUGGGUUUUGAGUCCAUGUGGUGUCUCUCAGCUUCUCUGUAACACAAGCUUCAGAUAUGAUCAAACAGAGAAACUUCUCUGAACUUGUAAGCGCUGUUUAACUUCCAGAUGCGCAUUUGUAUUCACUCGUAGUGAAAAAUUAGUUGUGAACAAAAAACAAAUGUCUUGCUCUUCAAUAGAGAGGUGAAUUAUAGCACUUAUGCCUGACAAGCAGCAACGCAAACCCAAACCUUAAAUGUAUUGGAAGUCAAAUGUUUACAAAUUGUUUACAUUCUUAGGAUGUCCACUAUCAGUACAUCAAAAUAGGUUCUCAUAAGAGCUCUUCUAUCCAAUCUUCAGAGCCAAUACAGCUCUGAUUUGAUAGCACUCUCUUCACAGCCUAAGAGGCGACAUCAAAACUCAUAAAUAGUAAUCAACUUUAAACCAGAUAUUUUGAGCUUUGAGUUUGCGGCUUUGAACCUUUAACAUUUCAUAUUUAUCUCUCCAUCUUAAAUUUUGUGUAUCAAUGUGAUGUGCAAACAAAAAGGAAAACAUGUGAAGAGAUCCUGCAUGUGAAGAACUCAAAGAUGUUGAAGGUGUCCAUUGCUUCAAGAGAUGCAACACCAAACAAAAAAUUGUCUGGAAGUCUGGAAGCUCUGAUCAUGCCACAAAUCCACUGCUACGCUGUACUGUACAUUAGACUCUGAAUGUGGGCUCUUCAGGUCCCUGCUGGCCUGAGGGCAGUCGGAUAUUGUUGCAGCAUCAAUAUUUGCAAUGCUGGCAGCUUAUAGCGGCUCCUGUGUGCCUGAAACGGCCCUGACCUGCUGAACUUUGAACUCUUUAUCAUGUCCAUUCAACAUGGACAUUUACAUCGUUGCUCCACUGGAGUGCGGUGUAGCGAGGCACAAUUGACUAUGUGAAUGAGCGAUUCUUCUUUUUUGAGAGGGGUUAGAAUACAAAAGUUUUGUUUUAAAAAAUGAAAAUAGGGAUGGGGUGCUAUUUCUAUUCAGUUACUAAGCGACACGGGUUGAGAAUGGUACUAUUCCCAUGGUGUCGACAUGCUCACGUAGAGUUGUCUACGGUCAAGUAAAGGAUUGAUUCCUACGUUCUAGCUAUUAAAGGCUAAGUUAAUAUACAUAAUUAAAUAAGUAAAAUUACUAUAUUGAUGUGUGAUAUUUGAAAACAAUGUUAUUGCAUAUGCAUUAUGUCUGUGGAUAUAGGCAUAUGUUCUUUUCCGAAAGGUUGUACACAUUUGUACAUUUGUAUGAAACAGUUAUUGGUCUGUAAAUACAAGAAAGAGAUUUUUAUUGCAUAAGAUGGAAUAUAUUCUAAACAUCUUACUUACUGCAGAAUGGACAUUGUGGAUCAGUGUUCUAUUGUGUUGCUUAUAAGUGUAUUUGAUUGUCAUACAAAUGCAUUUAUAAUAAAAGUGCACUUAAUGCGGCUGAUG
Messenger RNA from Cyclopterus lumpus (lumpfish), 4824 nucleotides. RefSeq names its product neuronal PAS domain protein 4a (gene npas4a). The transcript has 8 exons. Gene Ontology annotation, biological process: regulation of transcription by RNA polymerase II. The record is from RefSeq and is a predicted model, not a curated record. Bases 364 to 3144 code for a protein of 926 amino acids. Gene Ontology annotation, molecular function: protein dimerization activity; DNA-binding transcription factor activity, RNA polymerase II-specific; RNA polymerase II transcription regulatory region sequence-specific DNA binding. NCBI's taxonomy places the organism in Eukaryota, Metazoa, Chordata, Actinopteri, Perciformes, Cyclopteridae.